Messenger RNA from Anopheles stephensi (Asian malaria mosquito), 3647 nucleotides. RefSeq names its product homeobox protein Hmx (gene Dbx). The record is from RefSeq and is a predicted model, not a curated record. Gene Ontology annotation, biological process: regulation of transcription by RNA polymerase II. The transcript is spliced from 5 exons. NCBI's taxonomy places the organism in Eukaryota, Metazoa, Arthropoda, Insecta, Diptera, Culicidae. Gene Ontology annotation, molecular function: DNA binding; DNA-binding transcription factor activity, RNA polymerase II-specific. The coding region runs from base 357 to 2453 and encodes 698 amino acids.
CUGUACGGUGCGUUGUACGAAUUACGCGAAUCGAAGACGCACCUAUAAAGUAGUGUGGUGACACGGCCUACUUGUGAUUGAUCUCGAGUGAAAGGAAUAAAAAAACAAUCCUUUUAGUGGAAGUUGGAAUAAUUAUUGGUUUUUAACCUGCCAUCCAAGAAGCCUGUGCAAUUUAGUGAUGGUGAAGUGUGAAGAAGAAUUUUGUUGGGAAAGUGUUCUUGAAGUGAAGUGAAGAGAAGUCUGUUUUCCGGUGUAUUUUCUGUGAGCAAUUCAAUGUCCAGCUGUGUGAUUUAAUCGGGGCUUAGCAUCGUGAGUGUUUGUAGUGCAAUCGACAACUCCUCUCGCAGGCAAUAACCAUGUCCACUGCCAUGUCGACAGCGUUCAUGGUGGACAGUAUCCUGCAGGAUAAGGACACACCGACCGAACAAGUGUCCCGCUGUACGGACGGAUCCAGCCCGGUCGGAGUUCUGCCUGGUGCGUCCAACGGCGACGCAGGAUCGCUCGCCUCCAUCUCGGACAGUGAUCCCGAGUUUGACGAGCCGAAAGAUUCGGCAAGUCUGUGUGAUUCUCCGAAAAGCUUCCACGGACUACACCAUCACCCAGCAUCGGGUGAUCAUCAUCUGCAGCAUCUGCAUCACCAUCAUCUACUGGCCCAGCAUCAUCAUCACCAUCACCAUUCGUCGGCGUACUCCGACGAUGAGGUACCGGCGGGACCUCCGUCGUCCAUCAAUGGUGGUUCGAUCGUGAGACGAUCGGGCGGAACGUUCCGCACCCAUCCGGACGAUGCUGGUGUGCCGCUCGAGCAGAUGGAUUUCUGCUGUGCCAAGUGUGGCCACUGUCAGGCGGAACUCAAUCCGGGCAGUCGGUUGCCCAGUCCGGCGAGCGGUAAUGGGGCGGACAAACGAGGUUCCGAAGGGGAGCACAACAAUAACAACAACAACAACAACAGUGGAGAUAGGAAGGAGGAAGGGGGUCCGGACGGGGACGGUGGUUUGGGAGAGUUUGAGUUUCGGUGUGAAAAGUGUGGGUUCGGGGAGUAUGUGGUUCCGGGCAAGCAGACGAUCCUGAAGGAAAGCAGCAAACCGGUGCUGAAGUUUAGUGUGUCCGCCAUUCUGGGCGACAAGAAGGAUUGCGUUAAAGUUAGGAAUGAAUUUAUUCAACCACAGCACCUUUGGCCUUACAUUCAGCAGAACCUGAUCCAACAGAACCACUUAGCCAACCCAGCAUUCCUGGGCGCUCAUCCACACCACCCCCACCACCCUCACCAGCAGCUUCCCCAUCCCCAUCCUCAUCAUCAUCCCCAUCAUCAUCACCAACACCAUCAGGCACCACAUCCACUGUCACCUCAUCACCCGCAGCAGCAUCUUACCGUCGGCCCGAACGGUAGUCCGACCGGGCAUCAGGGCAGCAGCAAUGGGGCACCCCAUCAGCAGCAACAGCAGCAACAGCACCACCUUCACAAUAGCAGCAGUAACAGUACCAGCGAGUCUGGCAGCUUACCCAACAGCCCGGAACUGCAGGAACCGUCAGCGGUGGCACUGCAGCAGCAGCCGAGAGAUAAUAAAAUCAUUGCGAAACCACUUCCGAGUCGACCGACGCCCUUUCUGCACCACAGUCUCAACCAUCCCCAUCUGCACUCGCUGCUGGCCCACUGCCGCAAUCCUUACAUACCGGGUGGACCACAAGUUUUCCCACUGCCUCCUGGGCAAGGCUUCCCGUGGGCCCACUCCACGCGAGGGAAGCCCCGGCGGGGGAUGAUGCGGCGAGCCGUCUUUUCUGACUCCCAACGGAAAGGACUCGAGAAGCGAUUUCAGCUCCAAAAGUACAUCAGCAAACCGGAUCGGAAGAAGCUCGCGGAACGGCUCGGUCUUAAGGACUCUCAGGUGAAAAUAUGGUUUCAGAACCGUCGCAUGAAGUGGCGCAACUCGAAGGAACGCGAACUGCUAGCGAACGGAGGCUCCCGCGAUCAAACGCUUCCCAACAAGAACAACCCGAACCCGGACCUUUCGGACGCCCGGACCGAUCGACAGACCUCCCUCUCGCCCGUUCCCCCUGCAUCACCCACACAAGGCUCCACCCCGCUGGACGGUCAACCACCACCGCCCGCCCAUCCUCCCCCGGCAACAACACCGUCCGGCUCACCGAAACCUGCCCCACCACCAAUGCUUACCUUCAAGUCGAAGUUUGAGCUGCUGAAGCCCGGUGCCGGUGGUGACUUUAAGUUCGACUUUGAGGAGCAAACACCGACCGGCAAUCGUGCUGGGACGCAUUUCCCGCUCGGUGGUUUCUAUCCGCCCGACACGUCCGGCUGUGUCGGUGGCUCGGGUCGUUCGAACAGUAGCGCUUCGUCCGAUCUGCAGCCUCAGGGAAGUGCGGCGACGCCGAUGUACUACGACGAGUACGAAUCGGCGGCCGACUCGGACGACUCGGACGAGGAAAUCAAUGUCACGUGACCUGAUACUAGUGACGACGAUGGCGACGGUGGCGGCGAGCUAACGAUCGAUUGUGAGACGCUGUAAAUAGCAGUGGACGGGAAACAAAUUUGCAUAAAAUGUAUUUGCAGUGCUGUACGGGGAUGUAGCAUGAGCUGGUAGGGUUCGGUCUUCUAAUUGCUAAGUAUUUAUUGCGAACUUUAAGGAAUUUGUACAUGGUUUAAAACUUCUUUCACCAAAUUCAAUCAAUCACACUCAGCAUACCGCUCCGGUGGUGAGCCGAACCGGAUGGAAAAAGAUUACACAGUCAAAUAAAUGUAAUUCUCCUGCACUAAUGCGAAAAACGCGUAAAACCAACCAUGAACUGAUUAUUCAUAUGGAAAGAAAUAGUUUUUUGUAACCUUUUUGGGGUGAUAAAUGUUUAGUCGAUAAAAAAGAGCAUUGAAAUUUGAAUUUUCCGAUACAAAUAAAGCUCACCAAUAGAUGGCGCUGGUGUGGUGUUUACUACACUCGACGGAUAGAGGGCGCUAUCGAGUGUUCUGCACUGUGUGGAAUGAAAGGGACAAAUUUAUGAAAAUAAUUCUAAAUGUACAAAACAAAUAACCAAAAACCAGGUUAAAAUUAACUUAAUUGACAGCUGACGUAAAUUACUAUUUCUGUGACGUAAAGUAGAUUUAUUGCUUGUUAAAAAAACUAGUUACAAAUUAAACAUUCCUCGUAUUUCUGCUUGCGAAAUAUAAUUGUUUUAUCAUGUCCCCACCGUGUCCUUCAUUUAACGCAAAACUAGGGUCAUUCUUCAGGUCAAGACAAACGAUUUGUUUUUUUUUUCAUAACGUAGUCAAAUUACUUAUUUUUAUUGCUUAACGCUGUCGUGUUGCGUGGUUAAUAAAUCGAACGAAAAAUCAUGCCCUAAUUAUCUCCUGCUCAAGUUUGACUCGUUUUUUGUUGUAUCGCUCUACGUCAAUGUACUCUACUACCGUUGCGUUUGUUUUCCCUUCUCUGUGAUCGUUCAACGUACACACACUCACUCACUUUGGCUUAAAUGCAAAACACUUCUGAUACACACACGCACACACACAAAAUUUAGCCUUAGAAGCUUACGGCAGCUUCUAUUAAGCCAACACGGGGAACCCAUCUGUUUACUACGAGUGCAAACAAAACACGCGGUUUGCGUGUAUGUGUAUGGGGGGGGGGGGGGGGGUGAAGAAAAAAAAA